Ziziphus jujuba (common jujube) is the source of this 2235-nucleotide messenger RNA. RefSeq names its product protein RETICULATA-RELATED 1, chloroplastic. Gene Ontology annotation, cellular component: chloroplast inner membrane. The transcript is spliced from 8 exons. NCBI's taxonomy places the organism in Eukaryota, Viridiplantae, Streptophyta, Magnoliopsida, Rosales, Rhamnaceae. Gene Ontology annotation, biological process: plant organ development. The coding region runs from base 298 to 1941 and encodes 547 amino acids. The record is from RefSeq and is a predicted model, not a curated record.
CUUUCGGAUUGGGUUCGUCUUCUUUCUUUCUCUGGAACUCGUCGCCAAGCGAGUCGGCUAUCAAAACCCCCAUUCCACCAUUUUUACCUUCUCUUUGCUUUCUCUCUCUUCAAAGUUCCCUCUUUUAGAUAGAUAGAUAGAGAGAGAGAGAGAGAGAGAGAGAGAGAAACUGCAACCAAGCAAAGCAAGCCCUACUUUCUCUAUCCAUGAAAGUUGCAGAGUGAAUUUUCUUCCUAUCCAAACAGAAAAACAAAAAAAAAAAAAAAAAGAAGGAAAAAAGAAAGAAUUUCCAAGAAAAUGUCUCACGCAGUGUUCCAAACGGCCCAAAUUAUGCCCAUUAACACGCAGCUACCCGUAAAGCACAAUUCUUUAUCAUCGGUUUCGUUGUCUUCGCCGAAACUGGUAUGUCCUAACCAGCUGGUCACCGCCCAACCGGCGGGCGGUAAGCACCGACGAGGAGGUCCGGUGGUGAAGGCGUUUGUGGCUCCUCCUCCUUCAUCUUCAUCUUCGUCUUCUUCGGGAGGGUUGGUGGAUGGGGACUCCAUGACUUUGUUGGAAAGGUGCUUUGCGGCUCCAUCGGUUUCUGGUGGCGCUCCUGCGUCUUCAAGUUUGGGUCCUGUUAUGAAGGGACAGUACGGUGCAUUUGGUGCGGUGACACUUGAGAAAGGAAAGCUCGAUAUGUCUCAGAAGCAAUCCAAGUCCAGUCCCGAGACUGCCGUUGGGGGAGGUGGUGGAGAUAUUGGAAAGAAAAUUAAUCAUGGUGGCGGUGACGGUGGUGAUGACGAUGGUGAUGAUGAUGAUUAUUUUGAUGACUUCGACGAUGGUGAUGAGGGAGAUGAGGGUGGCCUAUUUAGGAGAAGGAAGUUUCUUGAGGAGCUUUUUGAUCGGAAAUUUGUAGAUGCGGUCUUGAAUGAGUGGCAGAAGACAUUUAUGGAUUUGCCUGCUGGGUUCCGACAAGCUUAUGAAAUGGGAUUAGUGAGUUCCGCUCAAAUGGUAAAAUUUUUAGCAAUCAAUGCCAGGCCAACUACUACUAGGUUUAUUUCCCGGUCACUUCCUCAAGCAGUUUCGAGGGCAUUUAUUGGCAGGAUGCUUGCAGAUCCUGCCUUUUUAUAUAAGCUUCUCUUAGAGCAGGCUGCUACAAUUGGUUUCUCAGUUUGGUCGGAGCUUAAGAAUAGGAAGGAUAGGAUAAAGCAAGAAUGGGAUCUGGCACUUGUAAAUGUGCUUACGGUUGCAGCAUGCAAUGCUAUUGUUGUUUGGUCGCUUGCUCCUUGUCGUUCAUAUGGGAACACAUUCCGGUUUGAUUUGCAAAAUACAUUGCAGAAGCUCCCAAACAACAUAUUUGAAAGGAGUUAUCCCCUGAGGGAAUUUGAUCUACAGAAGAGAAUACACUCGUUCUUCUACAAGGCUGCCGAGUUGUGUAUGGUUGGGCUAACUGCUGGAGCAGUGCAAGGUUCUUUAUCAAAUUAUCUGGCCAGUAAGAAGGAGGGAAGGUUAUCUGUGUCAAUACCAAGUACAAGCACUAAUGCACUUGGUUAUGGUGCUUUCCUAGGACUUUACGCUAACAUGAGAUAUCAGCUCUUAUGUGGAUAUGACAGAGCAAUGUUCAACCAUUUUGAUGUCAUUGGAGUGGCUCUGUUUUUCAGCACAGCCUUGAGGGUAUUGAAUGUUCAAUUGGGAGAGGCAUCUAGAUUAGCUUGGCUUGGGGUUGAACCUGAUCCACUAGCUCACUCGGAUGAUCUUCUGAAAGUUUACAACAGGCCUUCUCAGGAUGCGGAUCAACUGUCUUCCAAAUGGUUUAUUUCUAAGAGCGCCAUUGUUUCUGGGCUUGGACUUCUUGGUAUCAAACAAGGGAAUGUUGACUCUGUAGCUGAUGGGGAAUCACCAGCACCUAGGGCACGUAGGAAGAGAAUUGUUAGGAAGAAGGUGACCACGAGUUCAUAAUGCUAAAUGAUGUAUUUCGCCGUAGUCCAAUUUUGUCACUGGAAGAAGUAGCUUGCUCGUGAAUAUCUUUAAAAGAGAAGCAGCUAGGAGGUGUUGCAGUAGAAAUUUCUGCAUGUUCGCGUUUUAGAUGCUGCCAGAUCACAAAAGAAAAAUCACCACAAUGAGAAGAAUAUGUGGGGAAUAUCCGUAGUUUUGCUUUUUUCUUUUUCAAACUAAACUUCACUUCUAUUGAUUCUAACUAGGUUGUAAUAUUGUUUUCCAAAUAGAAUCUUCAUCCAAUAUUUUUCCAGGGAA